CCCUCCCCCUCCCCCUCCCCCUCCAUAAACCCUAAAUCCCUCUCUCUCUCUCUCUCUAUCUACUCUAUCCUCCUCCAUUCCCAUCCUUCCCACCGGUCGAUUAUCCAUGGAGUCCAAGCCGGUCGCUCCCGAGACCAACGCGCUCUCCUCAGGUUCCUCCUCCUCCUCCUCCUCUUCUUCUUCGUCUCGCGAUUACGAUUACGUUCCUCCCGUCGUCGCCCAUCCCGUCAAGGUCGGCGGCAGCGGCAGCGGCGGAGAGUCCGAGGAGGACGGGGGGUUCGUGAGCGGCGGGGAGGAGGAGCGGCCGGCUUUCGCGGCGCCGGGGAGCUUCAGGCCGGUCGCUAAGGUGUCCAACGAUGAUGACGAUGAUGAGGAUGGUGAGGUGGUCGAUGGGGAGGAUGAUGGUGAGGCGGUGCGUGGUGGCGGUUUCGGGGAGCCGAAAGUUAAGGUUUUGGCCGGUGCGGCUGAAGGCGGUGAGGAAUUGGGGUCGUUGGAGGGUGGUGUUCGGGGUCUGAGCGGUGUUUCGGGGAGUGGUAGUUUGGAGAAGGGGGUGGAAAGUGGAAAUUUUGGUUUUGGGGAGAGAAGGGUGUCCCGGCGCAAGAGUUUAAAAGAAUUGCUGGAGACAAGCGGUGGUGAUGAUGAUUAUCAGGAAGGCGUGAAGGAGGUUCCGAUGGGUGUGAAAGAAGAUAAGGUAAUUGAGAGUGGAGAUGUGGUUGAGCAGAGUGUUCAGGCUGGGGCUGUGGAAGUGGCUAAAUUGCAAAGUGAGGGAGCUGUUGUGGAGCAGGCUUUGGAUAGCUCCGGCGGUGGUAAGUCCGAGGAGUUGAGCAAAGCAGUUGAAUUCGUAUAUAGUUCAGUGGCUAGCGCUGACAGAGUGGACUCCAAGAACCUUGAGCAGAAAGAUGUCAAGCAAAUUGAAGAUGAUGGCGUGAAGUUUAAUGAUGGUGGAGACACGGUUGUGGAUGCUGUAAAAGUUGAUUUGACGGCCUCGGGAGCUGCUGUCGUUGGGGAAGUGAUGGAUGGGAGGGAUUCUGAAAUCCAAGCAGUGGAACUCUCUAGCGAACCUGUGCCACUGGAAAACGGUUUCGAUCAAAUAAGCCCAAAAGCUGAAAAUCCUGCUGAAAUCAUGGCAGUUAGAUUGGAUGAGAGCAGCGAUGGACUACGGAACAGCAUCGAUGAAGCCUCCGAACGGGUUCCUGAAAUGAAGAAAGAUGAUGUUCCUGGUGUUGGAGGAGAUAACAUGCCAGAGCCUGGCGUAGCAGUUGUUGACCAAGCGACUGAAUAUCCUGAUCAGGAGGUAAAAAAAGAAAUGCAAAUGGAGCCAGAAGCAGAAUCUGGACCCAAACACGAUGAGCCUGCGACGAAAGCUGCCGAUCAUGGAGUGGAAAGUGCAUAUAGUCAUGUUUCUGGUGAGAGAGAUGAAGUCCAGUCUCUUUCAUUGGACUCUGUGACUGGACAUGCAGAGCCUAAACUAGAUGGGAAGGCAAAACCGCCGGAGAAUAAUGGAACUAUUGCUGAAGUUGAGGGGCUUGGAGUGGAAACAGGGGUUCCAGUGCAAUCUCUGUCAUAUGACCAAGAUGUGUCGGUGGAACCUGGAGAUGAUGAUAAACUUCAGGUGGAUGAAGAAACCGACAUGGAAGGCUCAGAUACCGAUGGAGAAAAAGGAAGUAUGCUUUUUGAGAACUCCCAAGCUGCCAAACAGUUCUUGGAAGAACUGGAAAGAGGUGCUGGUUCUCAAUCUGGUGCUGAAAGUUCUCAUGAUCAUUCACAGAGAAUUGAUGGUCAGAUUGUCACGGACUCUGAUGAAGAAGUUGACACUGAUGAGGACGGUGAUGGUAAGGAGUUGUUUGAUUCAGCUGCUUUGGCUGCUCUGCUAAAAGCUGCAACAGGUGCUGAUACAGAUGCCGGAAACAUCACUAUAACCUCCCAAGAUGGCUCGAGGCUAUUCUCUGUUGAGCGUCCUGCUGGGUUGGGGUCCUCUCUUAGGUCGGUGAAACCUGCCUCCCGACCGAACCGUUCUAGUCUUUUUACUUCUAAUCUGACUCCUGCGGAGUCUGACAACAAUUUGACCGAAGAAGAAAAGAAGAAACUUGAGAAGAUUCAGCAGUUGAGGGUCAAAUUCCUAAGGCUUGUUCAACGGGUAGGUUAUUCUCCAGAAGAUUCACUGGCAGCUCAAGUUCUGUACAGGUUGGCGCUUGUUGCUGGGAGGCAAGCUGGUCAAUUAUUUAGCCUUGACUCAGCAAAAAAGACAGCAUCUGAGCUUGAACUGGAAAAGAAAGAUGAUUUGAACUACUCUUUGAACAUAUUGGUUCUUGGAAAAGCUGGAGUGGGCAAAAGUGCAACCAUAAACUCACUUCUUGGUGAGGAUAAGGCAAUGAUCCAUGCAUUUGAACCCGCCACAACAGCAGUGAAAGAGAUAACUGGAACAGUUCAUGGAGUUAAGAUCAGGGUCUUUGACACUCCUGGUUUAAAAUCAUCUGUUAUGGAACAAAAUGAGAACCGUAGAAUCUUCUCUUCUAUAAAGAAGUUCACGAAGAAAUGCCCGCCAGAUAUCGUACUUUAUGUUGAUCGACUUGACACCCAAACGAGAGACCUCAAUGAUUUACCAUUGCUAAAAUCAAUCACCAGUGCCCUUGGCCCAUCAAUCUGGCGAAGUGCUAUUGUCACUCUUACCCAUGGUGCUUCUGCUCCACCAGACGGACCAUCUGGUUCUCCACUUAGUUAUGACGUGUUUGUUGCUCAGCGUUCCCAUGUUGUUCAGCAAUCCAUAGGACAGGCUGUAGGUGAUUUACGCCUUAUGAAUCCAAGUCUGAUGAACCCAGUUUCUCUUGUGGAGAAUCACACAUCUUGUCGGAAGAAUCGAGAUGGUGAGAAGGUGCUCCCAAAUGGCCAAACCUGGAGACCUCAAUUGCUAUUGUUGUGCUUCUCCAUGAAGAUAUUAGCAGAAGCAAGUUCUCUCUCAAAACCUCAAGACCCAUUCGAUCAACGCAAGCUGUUUGGUUUCCGUGUCCGCUCACCUCCACUUCCAUACUUGUUAUCCUGGUUGUUGCAGUCUCGCACACACCCCAGGCUCUCCUCUGAUCAGGGUCUGGAGAACGGUGAUUCUGAUGUUGAUAUGGCUUAUUCUUCUGAUUCGGAUGAAGAAGAUGAAGAGGAUGAGUAUGACCAGCUUCCUCCGUUUAAGCCACUCAGGAAAUCUCAAAUUGCUAAGCUUAGCAAGGAACAGAGGAAAGCAUAUUUUGAGGAGUAUGAUUACAGGGUGAAACUUCUGCAAAAGAAACAGUGGAGAGAGGAGCUGAAAAGAAUGAGAGAGAUUAAGAAGAAAGGAAAGGUUUCUCCUGAUGAGUAUGAUUAUAUGGGAGAGGAUGGUGAUCCAGAGGAUGGAAGUCCAGCUGCCGUGCCUGUUCCUUUGCAUGAUAUGGUUCUUCCACAAUCCUUUGACAGUGACAAUCCUGCUUACAGGUACCGCUUUCUGGAGCCAACUUCACAGUUCGUAGCAAGGCCCGUUCUGGACACACAUGGUUGGGAUCAUGAUUGUGGUUAUGAUGGGGUAAACCUCGAGCAUAGUCUAGCUAUCGCCAGUCAAUUCCCUGGAGCAGUUGCACUGCAGAUCACCAAAGACAAGAAAGAAUUCAACAUCCACUUGGAUUCUUCAGUUGCUGCAAAGCAUGGCGACAAUGGGUCAACCAUGGCAGGUUUCGACAUCCAAAAUAUUGGCAAACAACUUGCCUACAUUGUCCGUGGGGACACUAAAUUCAAGAACUUCAAAAAGAACAAGACUGCUGCUGGCUUUUCUGUUACGUUUUUAGGUGAGAACAUAGCCACUGGUUUUAAAGUUGAGGACCAAAUUGCCCUUGGAAAGCGUGUGAUGCUGGUGGGUAGCGCUGGAACCGUUAGAUCUAACAGUGAUGCGGCAUAUGGAGCUAAUCUUGAAGUGCGGCUUAGGGAGGCGGACUUCCCUGUGGGCCAGGAUCAGACUUCUAUGAGCUUGUCCCUUGUGAAGUGGAGAGGGGAUCUUGCAUUAGGUGCUAAUAUGCAGUCUCAGUUUUCUGUUGGACGAAGUUCUAAGAUUGCAGUACGUGCUGGAUUAAACAACAAGCUAAGUGGACAAAUCUCGGUUCGUACCAGCAGCUCUGAGCAGCUUCAGAUUGCGCUUGUGGGUAUCCUUCCCAUUGUGACAGCCAUCUAUAAGAGCCUCCGCCCCGGGGUUAGUGAGACUUACUCAAUUUACUAGCCCACUGUCGAAAUGCCAUGCCGGGCCUUAAUUUUGCAGCUCAUUCGUUGGCUCUUAUGUCCUUUUCUUACUUGGAACUCUCCCUAUUUUGUUCGUUUUAUAUUUACUUGAUAGAUGUAUCAAGUACGAGAUGGAUUAUUGAGGAAAAUCAAAUAAUAUUGUCUUCCCUUAAAAGAUUUUCCAAUUAGAUGCAGUGAAUUUCAUAUCAUUGUGAAAA
Molecule: messenger RNA, 4448 nt
Organism: Eucalyptus grandis
Lineage: Eukaryota; Viridiplantae; Streptophyta; Magnoliopsida; Myrtales; Myrtaceae
Product: translocase of chloroplast 159, chloroplastic
Exons: 2
Coding region: 107-4231 (1374 amino acids)
Biological process (GO): protein targeting to chloroplast
Cellular component (GO): chloroplast outer membrane
Molecular function (GO): GTPase activity; GTP binding
Source: RefSeq, a predicted model, not a curated record